AUUCAGCAGAAAGACCUGCACUGGCAUCUCGAGCUGCAGACAUGGAGGGGUCCAGUGACAAGCUUUUCUGCUGCAGUUGGCUGCGCCGCAGGGUUCCCCUGACCCACAGGGAGGAACUGUACCACAUCCUGAGGAUGACAGGGCCUCUGCUUCUCUCUCGGAUCCUUAAUUACCUGCUUCCAUUUGUGGUUACGAUGUUCUGUGGGCGUCUGGGAAAUGAAGUGAUGGCUGGAUAUGGACUAGCUUGUGCUACCAUUAAUAUUACCACUGCAGCAACAGGAUUUGGUCUGUCAUUGGCAUGUGAUACUUUGGUGUCUCAGACAUUUGGUGGUAAGAACCUGCUGCGGGUCGGAGUGAUCCUUCAGCGCAGCAUCAUCAUACUGCUGUUGUUCUGUCUGCCCUGCUGGGGGCUGCUCAUUAACGCCCAGGCCGUCCUGUUAUGCCUGAACCAGCACCCUGAGGUGGCCAGAAUAGCCCAGCUGUAUAUUACAAGCUUCCUUCCUGCAGUACCAGUAAUGUUUCUACAACGUCUCCAGGUGUCUUACCUGCAGAACCAGGGUAUAAUAGUGCCACAAAUGUAUGCUGCUGCCAUGGCGAACAUAGCAAAUGUUGUGACAAACUACAUCUUUAUAUACUGGCUGGAUCUGGGGGUGAGCGGAUCUGCAGCAGCCAAUGCACUGUGUCAUUUUUACAUCUGCAGUUUUCUGUUUGCUUACAUUUGGUGGAAGAAGCUUCAUUUAAAAACAUGGGGAGGCUGGUCUGUGGAAUCACUGCAGGAGUGGGGCUCCUACAUGAAACUGGCCAUUCCCAGUACAUUUAUGAAGUGCUUUGAGUGGUGGGUUUAUGAGUUUGGUGGAUUCUUUGCAGGAAUGCUGAGUGAAGAUGAGCUGGCAGCCCAACAUGCUGUGAUGAUGGUGUCUUUCAUAACCUACAUGUUCCCUCUUGGUAUUCAAGCUGCAGCUUGUGCCCGAGUGGGGAAUGCUCUCGGAGCAGGAGACACUGCCAGGGCCAUCCUCACCACCAAGAUGUCAUUGGCUCUUGCAGGUAGCCUUGCAGCUGUUGAAGGUCUUGUGCUUGGUUCUACUAAAACAGUGAUCGGCUUCAUCUUCACAUCUGAUGAGAAGAUCAUAGGUCUGGUGUCACACCUGAUGAAUGCUUACUGUUUCCUUCAGCUCUUUGAUGGUCUUGUGUGUGUGUGCACAGGCAUCUUCUUGGGCACAGGCAAACAGAAAAUACCAGCUGUGGCCAACUUUGUUGGAUACUACUGCAUAGGACUUUCACUGAGUGUUACUUUAACAUUUGUUGCAAAACUGCGAGUUUUGGGUUUUUGGCUGGGACUGCUCAUUUGUGUUAUUAUACAAUCCACCUUCUACAUCAUUGUCAUCUUUAAGCUGAACUGGGAGAGAAUAACAGAGGAGGCUGUAAACCGAGCACAGAAAAACACUCCCCUGACGACAUUAUUAAGCACAGACGCUGCGGGUAACAACACUGCUGACCAGACAGCAAGUAAUGGGAACUCAGUGGACGGCUACAUGUCUGUGAGCACCGAGUGCCACGUUUGGAACACGGAGACACAGGGUGGACAUGUGCUCGAUCAGCUAAAGGCUGUCCAUCUCUCCACCAGCCAGCUGGUCCUCAGACGAGGCCUCGCCAUGUUUGCAGCAGUUGCACUUCUGGCUGUGGGAACAUGUGUGCACUUCCUUGUGCCCUUGCCAAACCUGCCUUCAGAAGCCAACUUUACUUUGGACUGGAUCAAUACGACAUAUACUCCUGAUCAAACUGUCUCCACUGUGCUGGUCCCAAUAGAAUAACCCUGAGAUGUUUCAUCAUUUAAUCAUUGUUUUUGCUCAAUGUCAUAAAAACACUCUCUUGGACUCAUUAUCUUUGACAGAAAGUGACAGAUUUAAUGAAAAAUUAGGUGAAUAAAUAAUAAAUAAAUACACUAUUAUUUUUGUUUUAGAUUUAUUUCUUUGUAGACGAUAACAUUUUUUAUGUUUCCUCUGCUUUUUUGUCAUGUCGAUCUCUAAUGCAAAAUGAUGAGUCAGAUUGACUUUGAGAGCUCGAUAUAACGACAAUGCCUCUGUUUAUUGUAUUAAAUAGGUUGUCAAACUGUC
Molecule: messenger RNA, 2114 nt
Organism: Centropristis striata (black sea bass)
Lineage: Eukaryota; Metazoa; Chordata; Actinopteri; Perciformes; Serranidae
Product: multidrug and toxin extrusion protein 1-like
Exons: 17
Coding region: 42-1811 (589 amino acids)
Biological process (GO): xenobiotic detoxification by transmembrane export across the plasma membrane
Cellular component (GO): membrane
Molecular function (GO): antiporter activity; xenobiotic transmembrane transporter activity
Source: RefSeq, a predicted model, not a curated record